AUGGCUGCUGCUGCUGCUGCUGUUCAGCUCCUGUUGGCUGCCACCCUGUGGACGAUGCCUCACAUGGGAGCUGCUGCUGCUGUGCUGUCAGACUCCACAGAGCUGCUCAACACGACCAGAGCCGCAGCUGAGAUACAGUCUGACUUGAGGAUGUUCAGUGGAGCUGAGGGUGUGUCUCGCAGCAGACGUAGGCGAGCCAUUUCAGCCAGAGACUUGAACGCCCUGCUGGAUUACCACAACCGAGUUCGCUCUCAGGUCUCCCCGCCUGCUGCUGAUAUGGAGUACAUGCUGUGGGAUGAGGCACUUGCUAGGUCAGCCGACUCUUGGGCUUCACGAUGCGUUUGGGAUCACGGGCCGACACAAGCCAUGAAAUAUAUGGGCCAGAACCUGUCAAUCACUUCAGGAAGGUACCAGUCCAUCACAGAUAUGGUCAGGUCCUGGCACAAUGAGAGGCAUCAUUUCUCCUACCCCAACAGAUGCACUGGAUCUGUGUGCUCUCACUACACUCAGAUGGUUUGGGCGAGCACCAGUAGAGUGGGAUGUGCUGUCAGGAAAUGCUCCAACAUGCAUGUGUUUGGCAGCAUCUGGAGAGAAGCAACACUGCUGGUCUGCAACUACUCUAUAAAGGGAAACUGGGUGGGAGAGGCUCCCUAUAAGACUGGGAGGCCUUGUUCUGUCUGUCCGUCCAGCUAUGGAGGCUCCUGCUGGAGGAACCAGUGCUCACCAAACACAAAACCCAGAAAACUCUAACAAAACAUAGAAGACAUUAACACAGCAAGAUGUUUUAAAUAAAAUUUUACUGAAGAAGGAAAAAUAUUCAGCUUUAUCUAACCCAACAGUUUCAUACCAGGACAAGUCUGAUGAAGCUGUCCAGUUACCACUACUACCAUGUUUAUUGUAAAUACCUACUUAUGACAGACAGUUUAUCCUCAUUGCUCUUGUUUAUCCACAUCAGUAAAGAAAUAAUAUUGAAAACAAAAAUAUUUUUUUAAUGUAUGAAAUAGUUGUUUUUUGUUUUUUUACUUUUUGCACUGUUAUUGAUGGAUUUGUGAUCUUGAAUGACUUCUGAGAGGCAUUAACAUAAAAAAUAAGCACUUUUACUGCACAGAUUGCAUAUUCUAACCUUGGAUUGUUAUUGAUUAUCUUUUUAACCUGAUAAAUAAAAUCUUUUUCCUUUAUUCAGCAUGAAUAGCUGUCAAGUCAUUUCUACAAUAAAGUGAGAAUGUGUGUAA
Amphiprion ocellaris (clown anemonefish) is the source of this 1232-nucleotide messenger RNA. RefSeq names its product R3H domain containing-like (gene r3hdml). The transcript is spliced from 5 exons. The record is from RefSeq and is a predicted model, not a curated record. NCBI's taxonomy places the organism in Eukaryota, Metazoa, Chordata, Actinopteri, Pomacentridae. Bases 1 to 750 code for a protein of 249 amino acids.